AUGGCCGGUCCCCUGUUUGGCGACCGCACUGAAGUACCCAUCAUCGAUCAUCAGGUACGAGGUCAAUAUCACACCGUUCCUGUCACAUCAUCCUCUCUACAAGAAACCACUGCUCAGACAAUUCAAAGUGCUCGCGAUAUCUCGGAUGCGCAAGAAACUGUUGCUCCCUUAAACAAAACCGUUUGCAAUGAUGCUCUUAGAUCGAACCAACGAUGCCGUCAAACAAGACAAGCAACAUCUGUACUAGACGGACAGCAUCGAGAAGGAGGAGCAACAGAAGGAUUACGAGCACCAAGCAAUCGAAGAGUAGAACGUAGACGUGGAGAACAAUCUGCUCGCGAUGAUAAUGUCUCUAUUGAUGACCAUGACUAUGGCGAUAGGCCUGGUACGGAAGCAGCUUCUGAGGAAGAGGACACAGAGGAAGAGGAUCACGAUCUCUUUGACGAUGAGAGCUCGUUUGCCAGCAUGGCAGUAAUGAAGAAAGUGAUGAACAACAACAACAACAACAACAACAACAACAACAACAACAGCAAAGCAUUGACGAUGAUAGAACGCCACUUCAGAGUCUCGCGCGAAAUGCAGCAGGAGGUGGUCACCUUUAUCAAUGAUUGGUUGUUGGAUGAUGACUUUGGCACAAAGAAGAUAUUAGUGCUCCUACGUUUAUUCAAAGGCAUCAAGGAAAGCAAAUAUGGAAUGCCUUAUCGACCCCCUCCAGAUGACGAACGUAACAAUAGACUUUAUGUUGCCGAAGCCGAUAACAUUGAUUGUCUAGCUGGAACUUUACAGUCGAUCAAAUCGCCUCAGCACAACGUCUUUUACGUGUAUCCAGGGAUUCGGUCAUAUAGCUCAAAGCUUGGUGAUACAUCAAAAAUUUGA
Messenger RNA from Zychaea mexicana, 876 nucleotides. RefSeq lists its product as uncharacterized. The transcript has 9 exons. Lineage: Eukaryota; Fungi; Mucoromycota; Mucoromycetes; Mucorales; Lichtheimiaceae. The record is from RefSeq and is a predicted model, not a curated record. The coding region runs from base 1 to 876 and encodes 291 amino acids.